Messenger RNA from Neltuma alba, 3056 nucleotides. RefSeq names its product replication protein A 70 kDa DNA-binding subunit A-like. Gene Ontology annotation, biological process: DNA replication; telomere maintenance via telomerase; meiotic cell cycle. Gene Ontology annotation, cellular component: nucleus; DNA replication factor A complex. The transcript is spliced from 2 exons. Bases 76 to 2664 code for a protein of 862 amino acids. Gene Ontology annotation, molecular function: damaged DNA binding; single-stranded telomeric DNA binding; zinc ion binding. Lineage: Eukaryota; Viridiplantae; Streptophyta; Magnoliopsida; Fabales; Fabaceae. The record is from RefSeq and is a predicted model, not a curated record.
UUCCUCAUCGUUUCUCCCAAUUUAAUUCACCGAUCCUUUGAUAAGUGUUAGGGUUGUGAUCUCAGAAUUUCCACAAUGGCUGCUAGUCUCACCGGUGGGGCAAUAAUGACGAUGUGUAGAGACGAUUUCUCUUGCGAGGACCUGAAGCCUGUGCUUCAAGUGAUUGACUUGAAGCUGGUUCAGUCGCAGCAGCAUAACAGCACGGAGAGGUAUAGGCUUGUUCUUUCAGAUGGUUCCCAUUACCAGCAAGGGAUGCUUGCUACUCAGAAGAACGAGUUGGUCCAUGCUGGACGAUUGCAGAAGGGCUCUGUUGUUAAGUUGAAUCAGUUUAUCUGUAAUGUUGUCCAGAGCCGCAAGAUCAUCAUCAUUAUCGAGCUGGAUAUGGUAGUUGACAGAUGUGAUCUGAUUGGAGAACCUGUUGCCGCACCAAGAGCUGUACCUACUUCAUCUUCCUCUGAUCAGUCUGGAGUUACCACAGGGAACCCCCAGUCUUUAACCAGUAAUUCACCUGCAGGUGGCAAGAUUGCUCCACCAAAUGUGAUUGGGCCAUCUCUAGAUCAUUCACAAAUGAAUCUCACUACCAGUGGUGCAAGAUAUGGUACUGCAAAUGUCCCUCCUCGAUUGCCUAAAGUAGAGCCUGGAGCUACCCCUAUUUUACCUAAUUCAGGGCCACUCAAUGGCUCCUACAGUGAACAGAACAUGGGAUUUCGCAAUCCUCGACCAGAAACUCCAAGACCCCCGCAAAAUGCAUAUAUUCGUCCACCACAGCCUAUGCAUAGACAGCCUUCUCCAAUUUACAAUAACAGGGGACAAAUGGCCAGAAAUGAAGCUUUACCAAGGAUAAUUCCAAUAGCUGCAUUGAGUCCAUACCAUAGCAUGUGGACAAUUAAGGCUAGAGUUACAGCAAAGGCAGGCCUCAGGCAGUACAACAAUGCCAGAGGUGAUGGCAAGGUAUUUUCUUUUGAUCUUCUUGAUUCUGAUGGUGGAGAAAUUCGUGCAACUUGCUUUAAUGCAGUGGCUGAACAGUUCUAUCAACAAAUUGAAAUUGGCAAAGUAUAUCUCAUUUCGAGGGGGAGUAUAAAGCCUGCUCAAAAAAAUUUUAAUCACCUUCCUAAUGAUCUAGAAUUGACCAUUGAUAUUACAUCCAUCAUACAGCCAUGCAAUGAUGACGAGUCAAUUCCAAUGCGUCUUUUUAAUUUUCGUCCUAUUAGUGAUGUUGAAAGCAUGGAAAAUUCAAGUGUUGUGGAUGUGAUUGGUGUGGUUUAUUCUGUUAGUCCCACCACUUCAAUCAUGAGAAAGAAUGGCAGUGAAACUCAGAAGAGAGCCCUCCAGUUGAAGGACAUGUCUGGUUGUAGUGUUGAGUUAACCCUUUGGGGAGAGUUUUGUAAUGCAGAAGGACAACGGUUGCAGAAUACUUGUGACUCAGGUGCAUUUCCAGUUUUGGCUGUGAAAGCUGUCAGGGUAAAUGAAUUCAAUGGGAAGGCCCUUGGGACCAUAGCCAAUAGUCAGCUAUUUAUAGAGCCUGAUUUUCCCGAGGCUUACAGGUUGAAAGAAUGGUUUGACAAGGAAGGGAGGAAUGUUCCAGCUAUUUCUAUUUCCAGAGAAUCAUUCAAUGCUGGUAAGACUGAUAUGAGGAAGACUAUAUCUCAAAUCAAAGAUGAGAAGUUGGGGACUUCAGAGAAGCCUGAUUGGAUUAGCAUCUGUGCAAGCAUUUCAUUCGUUAAGGCUGAUUCUUUCUGCUAUCCAGCCUGUCCCAUCAUGAUAGGGGAUCGGAAAUGUAGCAAGAAAGUGUCCAAUAAUGGAGAUGGAAAAUGGCGGUGUGAUAGAUGUGACCAGAAUGUUGAUGCAUGUGAAUAUAGGUAUAUACUGCAACUCCAAAUACAGGAUCACACUGGGCUAACAUGGGUUACUGCAUUUCAGGAGUGUGGUGAGGAGAUAAUGGGCUUACCUGCCAAAGAUCUUUAUUAUAUGAAAUAUGAAGAGCAGGACGAUGAAAGGUUUGCUCAAAUCAUCCGUAAGGUUCUUUUUACUAAAUACAUAUUCAAGUUAAAAGUUAAGGAAGAGACAUUCGGUGAUGAACAGCUUGUAAAGUCAACGGUAGUGAAAGCAGAGAAGGUGAACUUUUCAUCUGAAUCAAGAUUUCUUUUGGAUUUGAUUGACAAGCUUAAAGCUGAGAAGGUAGAAGGCAUCAAUCCUAACUCUGUAAUCAGUAAUGCUGGACCGCAGAAUGUUGGAUCUGGCCUGGCUGUGCCGCCAACUUAUACUCCUAUAAGGAACAGCAGUGGUGCGAGUAGGGAAUAUGGGAUGCCAGAAAAUCAAGUGGGUCAGUAUGAACACCAAUAUAGGAGUUCUUUUGCUUCAGGUGGGUCUUCUGGUUCAUUUAUGCCUUGCAGCAAUUGUGGAGGCUCUGGCCAUAGCUCUAUGUUUUGCCCAAACAUUACUAGUGUACCUCGACAGUCCACGGGAGGAGGGGCCUUUACAAAUAGGGCAUCCUCAGCGGCAGGUGGUGGAAUUGCCACUGGUGAAUGCUUUAAAUGUCAUCAAACUGGUCACUGGGCAAGAGACUGUCCUGGUCUCAAUGCGGCAGCCCCUUCAGGUUAUGGAAAUAGUAGUGUUCAUGGAGGACAUGGGUUUGUUCAAAGGCAACAGCUUGGCGGAUUUUGAACUGCUAUUGGAAAUGAGAGAUGCUCUUGUAACAUCAUGUUGGAUUCUGUCAUUGAUUCGUUGACGGGUUCUUUGGGGAUGGGUGAUCUGUACAGCUCAGUUUUGAGAACCUACUUUCAUGGCGUUAUGCUUCAGAACUUAGGGAUUCCGCUUUCCACAAGAUGCUGUUGAACAGUGAGCGGCUUGCUUUGUUUGGGGUCUUUUGUAUAGUUAGUUUAUGAAGCAUUGGUUGGCAUCUUUAUAUCGAGUUGGAUUUUGUUACGCAUGUAACUUCAAGCUUGAGUCAUGCGCUCGGAGAGAAAUUUCUGUGAGCAUGUUACAAGCCUCCCUAUGACAAUUUUGUAAUAUAUCUAGCAGGUUUAUGUUCAUUAACUUAACAACUCCCAACAAAA